Molecule: messenger RNA, 3427 nt
Organism: Thecamonas trahens ATCC 50062
Lineage: Eukaryota; Apusomonadida; Apusomonadidae
Product: JmjC domain-containing protein 4
Exons: 1
Coding region: 1-3228 (1075 amino acids)
Biological process (GO): protein hydroxylation; negative regulation of gene expression; signal transduction
Cellular component (GO): cytoplasm; nucleus
Molecular function (GO): sequence-specific DNA binding; histone H4R3 demethylase activity; protein binding
Source: RefSeq, a predicted model, not a curated record
AUGGCCCGGGCCCGUGAGCGACUCCACAAGCUCGACAAAGUGCUGGCGGAUAGCGCAGUGGCGGACGGCGGGACCGAGGCGGUGCUGGAGGUGCUGGCGCGGGCAGGCAGCGUGGCGAGCGGAGGCGGAAGUGGCGGUCACGAGACGGCAGGAAUAGAAGCUGCGUAUGCUGCUCGCUACAUCCGCGCUCUCGAGGCGUACGAUGCUGCCGGGCGCACGUACUCCUCGGCGGUAGCCUUCCUUGGCCUGCUCGAGACCGCCGGGCGCGGCAAACCGCGGAGGCGGCGGGAUGCUGAUCUCUCCACUGCUGGGUACGCAUCACCGGCACCGGCACCGAGGCAUGCUCCGCAUCAUGCUGCCCAUAUUCCGCCGUGCAGUCCGUCGGGCGCGCCACGGCUCAACUCGUUUCUCGACGAUGUGUACGGGUGCGUGUGGGAGAGCGUGGACGACGACGAUGGCGAGAGCACAGGAUCUGCAAGCGAGCUUGUGGUCGAGGUCGAGGCGCUCCGUGAUGCUGCAGCCGCCUCCAUGGACUCACUUAGCCUAUUGCUUGACGAAGACAUCCCUCGAUUCCUGCUUUCGGCGCCGUGGGCGUCGACCGCGCUCUCGCCCUGGCUCCGUGCGCACGAUCUGUUCGCCGCCGCACUGCUCGCCGACUCGAUGGAGGACCACACGCUGGUCACGUUUUUUCUUGAGCAGCACGAGGCCAAGCUGGCGAGCAUGACUUCGCGGGCUGCCGAAGCGCUGUCAAUGCCGGCGUCAGGCAUACACUCGUCCCCAAUCCUGACCAAGCUCCUGGAUCUGGACUCGCCCGAGUCGCGAGCGCGGCGUGCCCCAGUGGGCUUCUUUGUUCGCGAGCAGUACUCGUACUUGCUGUACUCGUCAGCACACUCUGGCCGUAUGCGCGAGGCCAUUUCCGCCGGCGAAGCGUAUUUGACCUUCAAUCCCGAGUCGGACGAGAUCCGGGGCAAUCUCGAGCUGCUCGCGACAGUCGACGCCGAAGAUCCAGCGUUCCAGUCGGAUGUCUCGCCAGACCGGGUCGACCGUCUUGCUCUGCGGCUGCUCGGCAGCGGAACCGAGUUGCCCCACGACUCGCUGGCUGCCAACCAGGCUAUGCUUGGUGAGUGCCGGGAGGCUACCGAUAAGCUGCAUGACAAGCUGGCCGAUGUACGGAGCGGGCUGAGCGGAUGCCGUGAACUAGUUGACAGCCUCUACGAACGGGCGUCAGCGGCGGCACGGGUGGCCGCGGGCUGCUCCAGUCCCGGCACAGACGCAUCGUGCCCGCCAUUUGCCGAGCCACAGCCUGCGGCCGACGAGAUCGCGUCUGGGCUCUCGUUCUCUCGGUUUUACAGCGAGUACUCGCUCGCGCGCAAGCCAGUAGUCAUCCGCGGAGGCGCGGCGAACAUGACGACUGUUCCUUGGGAUUAUGCUCAUCUCCAAUCGGCCUGCGGCAGGGCGAUGGUGACCCCCAAGCUGUACCGGGCACACAUGGAUACAUGGGCCUCGCUCUCCUCGCUGGACAGCAUGAGUCUCGGCGAGUUUAUCGAAGCGCUCCGCAACGGCAGUCUCGUCGAAGGCUACCGUGCACCCGGCCUGCCGUAUGUGUUCGACGCGUCGCUGACAUACAUGUGUCCUGCCAUGCUUGACGAGUUUGUAGUGCCCAAGUACGUUGCCAACGACUUUUUGCAGCGGAUUCCAUACACGAUCGACGUGCCGUACCGAUCAUCAUGGCCGUCGCUCUUUGUGGGGCCGGCCGGAUCGGGCUCGGGCCUGCACAUUGACUCUUUCGGCUCUUCGUUCUGGAUGGGCCUCAUCUCGGGUCGCAAGAAGUGGAUUCUGUACCCGCACGAUACACCGCGGUCUGCGCUGCACUUUUCGUCUCGGCGCGGGACGUUUGAGGCCUCGCCGCUGAUGUAUCUGGAUCCGACGGCAACACCGCUGAUGCGCGAGGCCCACGCCCAAGCAGUGGUGGUUGUCCAGGAAGCUGGCGAUCUGAUGUUCAUCCCGGGCGGCACUCCGCACCAAGUGGUCAACCUCGACGAUGUGGUGGGCAUCUCGAUGAACUUUGUCGACGGCGGCAACCUCGAGACGUCGCUGCAAGUGCUGAAGGACGAAGCCGCGUGCGGAUAUGCCGACUCGGAGCGGCUCUAUCACGCGCUCUCGGACGCUGGCCUCUUGACCGUGGUCCCGCGCGAGGCUGCGGACCUACCGUGGGCGGCGUUCAAGACGUUUCCGCUCCCUGAGGCCAUUGCCGGGGGUCCGUACGAAAUCGGAGUUGAUGGGAGAGCUGUGGCGGGUGGCGAGUGGAGCGCGGCGAGCUUGCCGUGGCGGGCGCACGCCGGCGAGCACGCGCCGCGAGUUUUGACGAUCGACAACGCUGUGGACGAGGCCGAGGCCGAUGCGCUGCUGGCAUUUGCGUCGUGGCCGGGACGGAAGCAGUUUGUGGAGAAUGACCCCAGCGUGGCUAUCCAGCGGACGUUUGUUUCGCGAACCGAAGCACGGGUCUCGCUGCUGCACCGACUGAUGCACCGGGCGGCGCAGGUGCUCGGCCUCAAUGACGACGAGUGGGCCGGCGGCGAGUGGUGGAUUCAGGAUCGAGCUGCCGACAACGUGCUCCACUUUCACGCCGACUGUGCCGAGGGGCGCGAGGAGACGACACUCAGCAUGCACCCACUGGUCUCGACGGUGCUGUACCUGACGGACGUCGGCGGACCGACUGUGGUGUACAACGCGAGCGUGGCGCCGAGUGGUGGCGAUUACGAUCCGUUCCGCCUCGAGCCAGCAAGCCCGUCAUCAGGCGCGGUGGUGUGGCCCCGGCUCGGCCGAAUGCUUGCGUUUGACGGACGGCUCAUCCACGGAGUGGCGCAUGACGAUCCGCCGAGCUCGGCAAAGCGGGUCACACUCCUCAUCAACUUUUGGCGGCACCGGCCCAACGUGCUCGGCCCUGCGCCGUGGACGUGGCUUGUGGAGAGCAGUGAGGCUUCGGAGCUGGCGGCGGCCGACGGACUGCGGCCCGGCGUGCCGAACGAGACCGAAGUGACGUCGUGGGAUGCGUUUGACGAGUGUGUGGUGACCAGCAACGACCCGCUACUGGCGGCUGAGUUUCUGAUGACUGGCGGCGGGACGAGCGGGGUGCUGAGCAUGCGACUGCCGUCAUCUAGGGCACGGGCCGGCGCUCACGGCCGGGCACGGCUUGUUGGCGACGGCCUUGCGUGGUUGGAGGCAUAGUCACGGCGACGAGGCAGUGGAAGGCGGGAGCGGCGGCGACGCUAGCUGCGGCGACGGCUGCGGCUGCGGCGAGGCCGGAACGGCUGUGGUGGCGGUCAUGGCGGCUGGCGGCGGGAGGCUAGGUUGGGAGGCCGGGCCCCCGGGCGGCCCAUCAGUGGGCAGGCCCGCGGGCGAGGCGGUGGGGAGACCUGUAGGCAGA